Dentiscutata heterogama is the source of this 923-nucleotide messenger RNA. Lineage: Eukaryota; Fungi; Glomeromycota; Glomeromycetes; Diversisporales; Gigasporaceae. The record is from the annotation of a GenBank genome assembly.
GUGUCGCUUUAGCCAGAGCUGUUUACUCUCAAGCUAAAAUAAUCAUUAUAGACGAUUGCUUAUCCGCUGUUGAUUCACAUACUGCUAAACAUAUAUAUGAACAAUGUUUGAUGGGUGACUUGAUGAAAGAUCGUACUCGUAUUCUUGUUACACAUCACGUAGGACUAUGCCUUCGUGGUGCUGCUAAAGUGGUAGUUAUUAAAGAUGGUCAAAUAUCGGGUGAAGGGACUGUAGAAGAAAUUUUGGCUACAGGGCUGUUGGACGAUGUGACUAUUGAAAGCGAUGAAGAGUCAGGAACCUCUGCUGAGGAUGUCACAGAUGCGAAAUCUCAAAAAAACAACAAAAAUAUCCGCGAAGGCGAUGGAAAAUUGGUUGCCGAAGAAACCAGAGCUGUCGGUAUGGUUGGAUGGAAGUAUUACAAACUCUACUUGGUAGCAUCUGGCGGAUUUUGGUAUUGGAUGUCAUUGCUUUUUUUAUUUUUGGUGACACAAGUUAUUCAAGUUGGGCAAGAAUGGUGGAUUCGAGAAUGGACUAAAGCUUAUGGCGAUGCUUAUAAUCAAAUCCACCAAUUUGCUUCGACAAUGUCUGGGGGUAUCACUUCUCUUUUACUAGAAAAUUUACACCAAACUACGAAGGGCUUUGCAUUAUCUUCUUAUUUGUCUCCCUUCCUCAAUCAUUCCACUCCGACCGAUCAUUUCUCACCUAUAAACAUGUGGGAAGAGACCCAUGAACCCGUCAAUGUUAACUACUAUCUUUGGGUUUAUGUAUCAAUUGGAUUGGCAUCCACCAUAUUAACGACCUUUAAAGCAUAUUAUAUGUUCAUUGGCUCUUUAAUGGCGUCUAGGAAGUUACAUAAUGAUAUAUUAGAUAAGGUGCUGUUAGCAACGCUUAGAUUUUAUGACACAACACCAAUAGGAUAUUGA